Molecule: messenger RNA, 1308 nt
Organism: Melopsittacus undulatus (budgerigar)
Lineage: Eukaryota; Metazoa; Chordata; Aves; Psittaciformes; Psittaculidae
Product: 5-hydroxytryptamine receptor 7-like
Exons: 2
Coding region: 2-1282 (426 amino acids)
Biological process (GO): G protein-coupled receptor signaling pathway, coupled to cyclic nucleotide second messenger; circadian rhythm; chemical synaptic transmission
Cellular component (GO): dendrite; plasma membrane
Molecular function (GO): neurotransmitter receptor activity; G protein-coupled serotonin receptor activity
Source: RefSeq, a predicted model, not a curated record
CAUGCUGCUGAGGGUCAGCCCCAGGCGCUUCCUGGAGCAUCCCCUUCUCUUUGUGGAGAACACAGAGCAGCACCCGGUGCAGAAACCGAUCCCAAACCCAUUCAUGACUGAGGAACCCUGCAUCCCAACCCAGCCAGACCUGCCCUCAUCCAACCUCACCAACACCACGGACUGCGGAGAGGAGAUCCUGCUCUAUGGGGACACCGAGAAGAUCGUCAUCGGAGCCGUGCUCUCCAUCAUCAUCCUCAUGACCAUCGCUGGCAACGGGCUGGUCAUCAUCUCCGUGUGCAUCGUCAAGAAGCUCCGGCAGCCCUCCAACUACCUGGUGGUGUCCCUGGCGGCCGCUGACCUGUCGGUGGCCUUCGCUGUCAUGCCCUUUGUCACCAUCACGGACCUGGUGGGGGGAGAGUGGCUCUUUGGGAAGGUGUUUUGCAAUGUGUUCAUCGCCAUGGACGUUAUGUGCUGCACUGCCUCCAUCAUGACCUUGUGCAUCAUCAGUGUGGACAGGUACCUGGGGAUCACUCGGCCACUGACCUACCCCGUGAGACAAAAUGGGAAGUUGAUGGCCAAGAUGGUCUUCAUCGUCUGGCUCCUCUCUGCCUCCAUCACUCUUCCUCCUCUUUUUGGCUGGGCCAAGAACGUCACCGUGGAAAGAGUCUGUCUCAUCAGCCAGGACUUCGGGUACACAGUGUACUCCACAGGGGUUGCCUUCUACAUCCCCAUGGCGGUCAUGCUCGUCAUGUACAGCCGCAUCUACAAAGCAGCCAAGGUCAGCGCCGAGAAGCAUCGCUUCAUGAACUUCCCCAAGCACUAUGAAGAGGAAGGUGUCUAUUGCCUGGAGGCUUCCAACCGGAGCCACCACCACAGCUCCAAGCGCACCAAAGCGGUGGAGGAAUGUGCGACGCUCUCCAAACUGCUCCGGCAAGACAGAAAGAACAUUUCCAUCUUCAAACGGGAGCAGAAAGCAGCCAGGACCCUCGGCAUUAUCGUGGGGGCAUUCACCUUUUGCUGGCUUCCCUUCUUCUUGAUGUCAACAGCUCGGCCUUUCAUCUGCGGCAUCCGCUGCAGCUGCAUGCCCCUGAGGCUGGAGAGGACUCUGCUCUGGUUGGGAUACACCAACUCCCUCAUCAACCCUUUGAUUUAUGCUUUCUUUAACCGAGACUUGAGGACUACUUUCUGGAACCUCCUGAGGUGCAGGUACAGGAACAUCAACAGGAGGCUCUCUGCCGCCAGCAUGCACGAGGCUCUGAAAGCCACAGAGAGGCAUGAGUGCAUCCUGUAGGGCUGUGUCCUCUCGCUCAGUGCCUG